GAGAAGGAAGCAUGUUGUGGUAAACAUCCCGUAAACAUAACUUUCCAGGUGCGUAAAUGUAAUCUUUAUUUUUAAUACACAUGUUUCUAGUUUAAAUGUGUGAUGAUAAGUGAAGAGUGGAAGACUAGAUGUUACGUCAACUGUUAUUUAUGCGCAGCACGUUUUACAGCUAAAACAACGGUCAUAUGAGCAGACGUAAAGAUUAAAUACAGUCACUUGCGCUUAAAAUGGACGCGGUUUAUCAAGGAAAGAUCAAGAAGAAGAAAAGAGAAAGAGAGGUGCAAACUUUUGUUGAAAGUUCAAAUGUGCAGAACGAGUCUGAAAAGAAAAGACAUAAGAACAAGAGGGAAAAAGACGUGGAGAAUUUAAGUGACCAGACACCUACAGAGAAGAAGAAGAAAAGGAAACUGAAUAAAAGAGAGUUUGAUAUUGACACUGAACAGGCGACAUUGAUCAAUGAUGGACUCCUACAUGAAGUAAAUGACGCCACCUCACCAUCAAAAGAGGAGGAGAGGAAGAAAAAAAGAAAGAAAGUGAAAAGAACACAUUCAGACUGUGAUGACACGGCAAAAGACCCUCAUGAAGAGCAGUCUGGUGUCACCACGGAGAUGGAGAACAUGCCAAAUGACCAGCAAACUGCCCAAGACCUCACAGAUCCUGCCACCCAAACUCAUAUUCAAACCUUUCAAAUUAGAAAGAAAAAUGGACAACUUAAAAUUAUAGAAAUUGAUUUAAAACUUAGGGAUGAAUUGGAAGAAUUUGUUCCUGACAUUAAGUCCACUAAUUUAAUUAAUGUCCGAAUUAUGAUCUUAAAUGACUUGCCAAGGUUCAAGGAGUUCAAAAGGCAAGGUAUCCCACUGAGAUAUGGACGAUUCUCCUAUGAGGAAAAUAAGAGGUUGAGACGGAACGUUUUGGAUUUUCUUGCUCUCACAGGAGUUGACAAUGUUAACAAGCUCUUUCACGUGCGAAGGUUUCCAGAUGAAAGAAAGCAAUUGAUGAAGUUGAAAAGGGAGAACAAGUUUUUCUUAAAAAUAGCUGAAGGAAUUCCCCGGACUUGCUAUAAAGUUUUUUUCCGUGGAAGGAAAUGUUUUGAUCAUAACAAUUAUAAAGGAAGGUUUGAUGACGAAGAGGUCAAAGCGUUGAUAAAAUAUCAGACAAUACAUGGCAAUGACUGGUUGAAGAUUUCUAAACUAACUGGUCGAAGCACUUUGUCUCUUGAGAAGCGUUAUUCUCAAAUCAGUAAAAAAUUUGGACCAUGGUCAGAAAAGGAGUUGCAGAGACUGUUGAAGGCUGUGCACGACUAUAUGGUAACUGAACUUAAGUCCAUGUCCACUGAUACGAGGACGCCAACCAGAGUCAGUCGAGAAAUUCUCUACAAGAGACUGCCGUGGUUUGAAAUAGCUCGCAAGGUUAAAACUCGAUGCUGGACCAAGUGCAGAGUUAAAUGGAUGGACAUUCUUGCGGUGCGGAUGUCAUCUGGGACUUUAUCCCAGGGAAGGAAAUCCCACUUGGCCAAAAUCAGACUCAUUCAAGCAAUGUAUGAAAGCCAGGUAGAUGAUCCGGUAAAUAUUGACUGGGAGGAUCUCACGAGUACUUUUGGCGAUGUUCCUCCUGCAUAUGUUCAGAUGAAAUGGCAUCAGCUCAAAGUGUGCUACGUGCCAAAUUGGAAGAACAACAGUUUUGAAGCGCUGUCUUGGGCGUCUCACAGUGCGGACAUGGCAAUUUAUUGCCCUAGCCACAUCAGCAGUCCUCAUGCCUCCCUGCAGCAUGCCUAAUGCACGUUCACGCAGAUGAGCAGGGACCCUGGGCAUCUUUCUUUGGGUGUUUUUCACAGCCGGUAGACAAGUCUCUUUAGUGUCCUGCGUUUUUAGAACUGUGACCUUAAAUGCCUACUCUCUGUAAUCUGUUAAGGUCUUAACGACCAUUCCACAGGUGCAUGUUAAUUAAUUGAUUAUGGUUAAUUGAACGUGCAUGGAAAACAUUGUUUAAACCCUUUACAUUGAAGAUGUGUAAAGUUAUUUGGAUUUUUACAACAUUAUUGUUGAAAUACACAGUCCUGAAAAAGGGACGUUUCUUUUUUUGCUGAGUUUAUAUCUCCAUGUUCACAGAUGAAAAAAUCAAGCUUUCAAAGAAGUGAACACCACACCUGGAGUGAAACAUGGAGGAGGCUCAGUUAUGUUUUAGGGCUUCUUUGCUUCAUCUGUGCAGGGCUCAAUGAAAUCUCAAGACUCUCAAGGCAUUCUGGUGAGAAACAUACGGCGCAGUGUCAGAAAGCUCUGUCUCAGUCGCAGGUCAUGGGUCCUCCAACAGGAUAAAGAGCCAAAACACACAUAAGCUAAAAUCAUCCAAGAAUGGAGAAGAACAAAACAUUGGACUAUUCUGAAGUGACCUUCUAUGAGUCCUGAUCUGAAUCCUAUCGAACAUCUAUGGAAGAGCUGAAACUUUCAGUCUGGAGAAGACACCCAUCAAACCUGAGACAGCUGGAAGAGUGGGCCAAACAUCAUUUUUUUCCAUGACAUUUUCAUUUGUUUUAUUAUUAACAAUAUUAUUUUGAAUAAAAAUUCAAAAGCAAAGUCUGAUUUCUAUUAAAUAUGGAAUGAACAAUGUUGGAUGCCAAUUACUUCUGUCAGUUUCAAGUUAUUUCAGAGAAAGUUGUGCAUUCUUCAUCUUUUGUUGAGGGGUACCAACAAAUUUGAGCACGUCUGUGUAUAUAUAUGAAUAUAUAUACACACACUGUAUAGUACCUGCUGACUGAUAUGAAUGUUUGAUGUCAUUUCUCCCAGACAUUGUUGACUACCUGCAUGAGAAGGUCAAACCAAAACUGGAGAAUGAAUGUAAGGAUCUUGAUGAGAAUGACCUGCCAGCUGACCAGAAGCAGAGUUUCCUUCUCUCUGACAUCUUUCAGGAUGUAAA
This is a messenger RNA of Triplophysa dalaica, 2913 nucleotides long. RefSeq names its product transcription termination factor 1-like. The transcript is spliced from 9 exons. The record is from RefSeq and is a predicted model, not a curated record. Bases 228 to 1775 code for a protein of 515 amino acids. Lineage: Eukaryota; Metazoa; Chordata; Actinopteri; Cypriniformes; Nemacheilidae.